Messenger RNA from Lineus longissimus, 2565 nucleotides. Its product is annotated as glutathione hydrolase 1 proenzyme-like. Gene Ontology annotation, molecular function: glutathione gamma-glutamate hydrolase. Bases 143 to 1906 code for a protein of 587 amino acids. Gene Ontology annotation, cellular component: plasma membrane. The record is from RefSeq and is a predicted model, not a curated record. The transcript has 11 exons. Lineage: Eukaryota; Metazoa; Nemertea; Pilidiophora; Heteronemertea; Lineidae. Gene Ontology annotation, biological process: glutathione catabolic process.
UGCACUGCGCUUCGAAUUUCAUUUUCAUUGUCCGAGGAAGAAAACGUGUUAGUUUACCUUUUUGGCAGGGAUUAGUUACCCAUACCAAUACGAUUGUUGGUAGACGCAAGCUGUCGGUAUAAAGUUAACUGAAGCUCGAAUCAUGGGUAUUAAUGCCAACUUGUGGGUUUUUAGUUUCCUGUACGUGUCCGCAUAUGUCGCACUGCCAUUAACGCCACCUUGGAGGAGGCUCGACGAGAAGACAUGCAUCGGGAAGGAGAAGUCGUUUAAAAAUGCCGCUGUGGCCACGGACAACCCACUCUGCUCAAGUGUAGGAAGCUAUUUUCUUGAGAAGGGUGGAAGCGUCGUCGAUGCUACAGUAGCAGUGUUUGCCUGUCAGUCAGUCGUCGACUGUCAUCUCACCGGCCUCGGGGGAGGUGGGCGGAUGCUCAUCUAUAAAAGAGAUAUUGGCAAGGUGUUAGCUGCUGAGGCAAGUUCUAAAGUCUAUAGUCGGCUUCCGAGCGACCUCUUUGAAAAGGCAGACAAUGCGGAGGUGGAUAACAAGAAGAAAGGUGGUGCAUUUGUGGCAAUCCCGGGAAGCACAGCCGGCAUAUGGGAAGCUCAUCAAAAGUUCGGAGUCUUACCAUGGAAAGAUUUAUUUGGGCCUGCCAUAGAGAUAGCAGAGAACGGCUUUCCAAUGGGUGCCUUCAUGCACGCUGCAGUCACAGAGAGGCCCUACCCUCAAGUGCUGUCUGAUGAGACAUUAAGGUCAGUGUUCGUCGACCCCAAGACAGGAGAUGUAAGGAAGGAAGGAAGUAUCAUCAGGCUGCCACUAUUAGCCAAGACGUUAAAAAGACUUGCGGUGGACGGUGGGACAAGUUUCUACAAUGGAAGCCUGGCACGUGAUAUUGUAGCGGAUGUGAACGAGAAGGGCGGCUUCUUUGAAUUAGACGAUUUGAGUAAUUACAGAGUCAAAUGGACGGAGCCUUUGAAGAUAACUUUUAACGGAACCUUUCGCAAUCUGACAUUAUAUAACGUCCCUGGUCUCAGUGGUGGCAUCUAUCUUCAGUCGCAGUUGCUCCUUUUAGAUGGAUAUAAUGUUACAAAGAAAGAUGGGUUGACCAUUGAGGGUCAAGCAACUGUCCGCCAUAGGCAAAUGCAGGCGGCACGGACCAGUUUCUGUUUCAUGAGCCAAAUGCGAGCGCAGGAUGAUGAUAGAACACUUCAGGUCAUGGAGUACAUGCGCGAUCCGGCAUUCAUGGCGACCAUUCGAAAUGAAAUGAGGGAUGACUCUAAAUUACCAUACCCUGGUAUUUGCGACCAGCCAGAGUUCCACCCACCGUCCUUUAACGGCACAUCUCAUAUUUCCAUUGUUGCUCCCAAUGGCGAUGCUGUGGCAUUUACUUCAAGUAUCCAUAACUACCUUGGUUCAACAGUCAUGGGAAGGAGGACUGGAAUUACAUUUAAUGACGCCAUUAAUGACUUUACGGACCCGAUGGAAUACCAGCAGUUGGGGUUGGUACCUGUUAGUAACAGAUUGGAAGCAAACGCAACCGCCGCGGGCAUGCAAGCGCCCAGUAUAUUCACAGAUCAAGAUGGCAACAUUAAACUCGUCACCGGAGCUUCAGGCGGCGGCAAAAUUCCUUCAACCAUUGCAACGAUAGCAAAGGAUGUCCUGAUAUUUGACAAGACAGUGAAAGACGCAACCGAUUCACCGAGACUUUACCUCCACAGGUUUGCAGGAAUAGAUCAGUUCGCUGAUUGCUAUCCAAAGGCGAUUCUCAAAGAGCUUCGAAAGAAAGGCAACUUGCUAACUGCCUUUGACGAAGGAAUCAGAGAAUCGUGCGCGCAGUCAAUUGUCAUGAAGGACGGGCGCCUCUCCCCGUAUUCUGACCCGCGGAGGCAAGGCUGUACCGAUGGAUAUUAACAGAUCAAAGGCUGAAUAGGACCACUUCUCAGGAAGAAAAUUCUCAUUUAUAAAUUGUUGUGAGAGUAUUGUGUUUGAAGAUAUUACAAUCGAGGCAUAGAACCUGAAUCAUCUUGAGAAAAUCGCCAUACAGAAUAAGCGGGAAUAUUCUAAAAAAAAGGAAUAAGACAGGACAAUUACAGACAGUCACGAUUGGGAUUAUCGCAAUUCAUUUCGAGCUUCACUGACCUACGGAUAGAUAGUAAAGUGGAUAUUUUCAAAAGGUCUCCCAAGGAAGUGGCUUCGAUCGUUCUCAGACCCAACAUUAUUCAUUAUCGUCAAUUCCAAGAGGCGACUAUGGUUGUUCAUGCCACUAUAUUUACAAUCUGUAUUAAAAACUACUGGUAUGAGCCUUGGACAUCAUAGACCUUGCAAAUUUAUUUGAUUUUAUUCAAAAAGCUAGUUCUCUCUUUUACUUUCUUUUCCUCAUUGUUUUACAUGGCAUGCCAAAGCCAAAUUUACUCAGGACAGAGUUUUUACAUCAGGACUGUAUCUUACGCCAGAAUCACGCUUCAAAUUUCGAAACUGUACAAAAAAAUCUCUCAGGACAAAAAUUUUACAACAACAGGUAACCGAUUUCUAACCGUAUAAUUAUUUUCCUUCAGAAUAAUUCAUUUUCC